Molecule: messenger RNA, 12757 nt
Organism: Cheilinus undulatus (humphead wrasse)
Lineage: Eukaryota; Metazoa; Chordata; Actinopteri; Labriformes; Labridae
Gene: myo1d
Product: myosin 1D
Exons: 22
Coding region: 418-3432 (1004 amino acids)
Biological process (GO): vesicle transport along actin filament; actin filament organization
Cellular component (GO): vesicle; microvillus; cytoplasm
Molecular function (GO): ATP binding; actin filament binding; microfilament motor activity
Source: RefSeq, a predicted model, not a curated record
GGAUGGUCGGCCGGGACAACAGGAGAGAAACUCCAGGAAAACGGAGCUGGCGCACGGUGUAACGGGACGAGGAUACACUCGGCGUAAAAGGAGGAAAACUUUGUAUGGAUACGAGGAUAUUCUGGGAUUAUUUUCCUUUUCUUUCACAAAAACGGGACUUUUGAGCGAGAAAACACGCGUCUGCCAUCAUUUGAUAACACUUUUAACAGCAACAGGGUCUUUUUGAGCUGUUUAAAUUUUUUUGAACAUGAUAGAAAUUACAGUUUGACGACUUAUAAUGUGUAUCGACUACACAUCUGUCCACUAAGGAGAGGAGGUGCUCAGAAAAGCCAGCCAAUGUUUACCUGCCGUCGGCACUUCAAAGAAAGUUAUUAAAAAAUUCUUCUCCACGCGCUGAGGUAACCGAAAGGAAGCAGCAUGGCAGAGCACGAGAGCUUGGAGUUUGGAAAAGCAGAUUUUGUGCUUUUGGAUAAUGUGUCUAUGGAGGAAUUCAUGGCUAACCUAAAACUCAGGUUUGAGAAAGGGAGGAUCUACAGCUACAUCGGGGAGGUGGUGGUGUCCGUCAAUCCUUACCGUGCCAUGAACAUCUACGGCCGCGACACCAUCGAGCAGUACAAGGGCCGCGAGCUGUACGAGAGGCCACCGCACCUUUUCGCCAUCGCUGACGCUGCUUACAAAGCCAUGAAGAGGAGGAACAAAGACACCUGUAUCGUCAUCUCAGGGGAAAGUGGAGCAGGAAAGACAGAAGCCAGCAAGUACAUAAUGCAAUACAUCGCUGCUAUCACCAAUCCCAAUCAGAGGGCCGAGGUCGAAAGGGUGAAAAACAUGCUGCUUAAAUCCAACUGUGUCUUGGAGGCCUUCGGGAAUGCCAAGACAAACCGCAACGACAACUCCAGCCGCUUCGGCAAAUACAUGGACAUCAACUUUGACUUCAAGGGAGAUCCUAUUGGAGGCCACAUCAACAACUACCUGCUGGAAAAGUGCAGGGUCAUUGUCCAGCAGCCUGGAGAGAGGAGCUUUCAUUCAUUCUACCAGCUGCUCAGAGGAGCUCCAGACUCUCUGCUGCGCUCUCUUCACGUCCAGAAAGAUCCGACAGCAUACAACUACAUCAAAGUUGGAGGCCAGAUUAAGUCUUGCAUCAAUGACGGAGCAGAAUUCAAAGCUGUAGCAGAUGCCAUGAAAGUGAUCGGCUUCACAGCGGAUGAGAUCCAAACUGUUUACAAGAUCCUGGCCACCAUCCUGCAUCUGGGGAACUUGACAUUCGGUGUUGACGGUGAUGUGACGCUGAUAGAGAACAAAAAGCUGGUGUCUGUGAUCAAAGAUCUGCUGUCCACCAAAGAAGAAAACGUGGAGAAGGCCCUGCUGUACCGCACUGUCGCUACGGGACGAGACGUCAUCGAGAAGCAGCACACGGCACAAGAGGCCAGCUACGGACGGGACGCUCUAGCCAAGGCCAUGUACGAGCGACUGUUCUGCUGGAUUGUGGGACGAAUUAAUGACAUCAUUGAAGUGAAAAACUACGACGCCAGAAUCCAUGGGAAGAACACCGUCAUCGGAGUGCUGGACAUCUAUGGAUUUGAGAUUUUCCAGAACAACAGCUUUGAGCAGUUCUGCAUCAACUACUGUAACGAGAAGCUGCAGCAGCUGUUCAUCCAGCUGGUGCUAAAGCAGGAACAGGAAGAGUAUCAACGAGAAGGAAUCCCCUGGAAACAUAUUGAUUACUUUAAUAACCAGAUCAUUGUGGAUCUGGUGGAGCAGCAGCACAAAGGGAUCUUCUCUGUGCUGGAUGAAGCCUGCAUGAAUGUGGGAAAAGUGACAGACGAGGUUUUUCUCCAAGGACUCAAUGGGAAACUGGCCAAACAUGCACACUACACCAGCCGCAAGCUCUCGCCCACCGACAAGAGCCUGGAGUUUGACAGAGACUUUCGCAUCAGGCACUACGCAGGAGAUGUGGUGUACUCAGUGGUCGGCUUCAUCGAUAAGAACAAAGACACUCUGUUUCAGGAUUUUAAAAGGCUGCUGUACAACAGUUCUAACCCAGUGCUGAAGGGAAUGUGGCCUGAGGGUAAACUGAGCAUCACUGAGGUCACCAAACGCCCGCUGACGGCUGCAACGCUCUUCAAAAACUCCAUGAUCUCGCUGGUUGAGAACCUGGCCAGCAAGGAGCCGUACUACGUUCGCUGCAUCAAACCCAACGAUGUGAAGUCUCCUCUGCUGUUCGAGCAGGAGCGCUGCAAACAUCAGGUGGAGUACCUCGGUCUGCUGGAGAACGUCAGAGUGCGACGGGCCGGCUUCGCCUACAGACAGACGUACCCUCGCUUCCUACAGAGAUACAAGAUGAUCUCAGAGUUCACAUGGCCAAACCAUGACCUUCCAUCAGACAAGGAUGCUGUGAAGAGGCUCAUGCAGGGCUGUGGAUUUGACCACGACACGGCGUAUGGUAAAACCAAAGUCUUCAUCCGUACUCCACGAACCCUCUUCAGCCUGGAGGAGCAGCGGGCAGAGAUGGUCCAGAGGAUUGUACUCUUCCUCCAGAAGGUAUGGAGGGGCACCCUAGCCAGGAUGAGAUACCGACGGAUGAAAGCAGCCCUUAUCAUCCUGCGAGCAUACCGACGCUACAAAGUCAAGUCCUACAUCAAGGAGGUGAACCGACGCUUCAAGAACGUGCGAUCUAUGAAGGACUACGGCAGACAUGUUAAGUGGCCAACACCUCCGAAAGUCCUGCGGAAAUUUGAGGAAGCUCUCAGGAACAUCUAUAACAGGUGGUGGGCGUGGACGAUGAUCAAAGGCCUGUCUCCAGAAGAGGCCCUGCAGGUGAGAGCCAAGGUAGCCUGCCUCGAGGCUCUGAAGGGCCACAGGGCUGAUUUAGGUCUGCAGAGAGCCUGGGAAGGAAACUACCUGAAGCGAGACAGUCCUGACACAGCGUCGUCGUUCACACUCGUCUCCAGCGAGCUGCAGCGGAAAGACAAGUUCAUGAGGGUUUUAUUCUCCUGCAACGUGCGAAAGAUCAACCGUUUCCACAAGGCGGAGGACCGGACCGUGCUCAUCACCGACCGCCACCUGUACAAGAUGGACCCCCUGAAGCAGUACAAACCAAUGAAGAGCAUCCCGCUCUACAACGUGACCGGCAUGAGUGUGUCUCCAGGGAAGGACCAGCUGGUCGUGUUCCACACCAAGGACAGCCGUGAUCUGGUGGUGUGCCUGCAGGGCAUGGUGCCCGCCAAUGAGAGUCGCAUCGGGGAACUGGUUGGCACCCUGCUCAGCCACUUCAAGAGUGAGAAGAGGAAGCUGCAGGUGAACAUCUCCAGCCCCAUCCAGUGCAGCAUGAACGGCAGGAAGUGCACGGUCAUCGUGGAGCCCAAGAUCAACCAAUCUCAGCCAGACUUCACCAAGAGCCGAUCUGGUUACAUCUUGGCCGUCCCUGGCAACUAGAGAUGGGCCAAAAGUGGGAAAAAAUAGCCGACAGCUAAAUCCAUACCAAGACAGGGUGAUGAUGAUGAUGAUGAUGAUUCAUGUCUGAUUCACUUGUGUUUUUGCAGAGCUGCUGAUUAUCUGAGGACUCAGAUAGCAGCUCUGGGGGAGGAUUUGUUUAAUUGAAUCCUCGAAAAUGCAAAGCCAUGCCAAAUUUGAUCUUUAUUUUUUUUUUGUAGAUAUCUAUGUGAAAUAACAGGAAGUGUGCAAAAAUGCCUAUUUUCAAAAUCUAAAUAGAUUUUUAUGCACUAAAGGAUAAUCCACCAAAGCAGCUUUCUUUUGAGUUAAAAACCCAAAUUUAGGUUUUAUUCGUGCAAUGUUUCGAUGGUAUAUCAUCAAGGUGAGAAGAGAUUACGCUGCAACUGUUCCCUGAACCGCUGAUGUUGCAUAAUUGGAAAAAAAUCCAAAGGCUUUGCAGGAAGUUAUAAUCCCUGCAGCUCCCUGUGCAGGAGCCAGAUCAAAAAUGAUCCCUGAAAAUGAAGUGAGAUGAUAUUCAUGUGUAGUAGAAUAGCAAAAAAAAGCUUUUUUUGAAGUAUAUUCUAAGGAAUAAUGGCGUAAAUGACCAGAAUUGAAGACUUCCUGUGUGAUAAUGCAGCGUUAAAUAAAUGUUUACAAUCACAUGUGAGAACAGCCAGAAUAAAAAUGUGAUUCAGAGGUUUCAGUCAGUGUCUAAUUGUUAGUUUGUUAGUUAGAGGAUGUGUUGAGCAUAUCCUGAAUAUCGCAGUUUAAUCCUGAUUAUUAUUAUUUAAAUCAUGCUUUUUGUAAUCUCUACUGCCGCCUCUUUACUUUAUAUAAAACUCUAUGAUACUGCUUGUACAUUUAAAGGUAGAAAAUAGUUUAUUCAGCGCUGAAAUACACCUGAAUGACAGACUACAAAUAUGACAAUAACCAAAGUUCAUCCUCUCUAGUUUAGCAGCUGAGUGUUUGUGGUCAGUACUGUGUUAUCCCACGUGAACUCCACCCCCUGAACACAACCUCAUUUGCUGUCUUUGUGUUGCGUGAAUAGGCUAAUGACUUGUAGUGGCCCUCGGUCGUUUGGACUAGACCUCCAUUUGACAAAUAUCCCCUUCACCAGAGAAAACAGAGUGUGUGAGAGUGUGUACUGUAUGUGUGUAUUAGCCCUCCUGUUCUUGGCUCUGGCGCUGAGAGUCUGGCUAAUGGCCACAGAGAAGCAGUGCAGGCAGACGGCUGUGAAGCCUGUAAUCAGACUGCUGUCCUACUUUACCUCCCUGCUCAAUGAUGGGAGCGACUUUCUGUGUGAACACAGGAUCUUUGAGGCUAGAUUUUCAUCUGACGCUGCUGAACUCCAUUCAUUUUUCUGCAGCCAGUUCACCUAAAAUCUUAUCAUCAGCACUUGAACCUUCAGAGUUUGGUUUAUUUUGUUCUCACAGGUUGUCGACUCUGCAGGGAGCAAGCACUUUGCAAUACAUUCUUUGCAAUUGCACAAAAAUGUCCACCAGUGCAGUAACUAGUGAGAGGGAGGAGUUCAGAUUUAAUCUGUAGCCCUUUCCAUACUGUCAGUUCAAGUUGGGACAUUCACACUGCAGACUGGAGGAAGUUUUGGAGAAAGUCUGAGUGGUGUCACCCAAUAUUGAAGCCAAUGCACAGUCUCAAAUGAGGAUGCAGGAUAUUAUUAUCAUGAUAGCUGCAGUAUUGGUGGGUAUGAGCAUUUCUACCUUUAUUUAAAUCCAAUACAUCAACUGUGAUCAUUGGCCUAUAUCAGCUGUAAAUAUCAGCAUUAUGUGUGGAGAAGUUCAUGGAGUUUUAGGAAGGACCAACACACCUAAAUCAGCUGAAGUCUUUUUCUUUCAGUUAUGUAGCUCUCAAACUCAAGUUCCACAUACUCGGUCUCCACAGUGAUGCACAUGCAAAUCAGUCUUUGCAGUUUCACAGCAUGUGCUCUGGUCUGUCUCUGGUGUGUGCCAGAAGCACUGCUCCUCUCUGCUAUAGUCGAGAUGCAUGCCUACUUUUUUUUGCAGCGGUUGCAGCCAAAACGUAUCAAUCUACAUAGGGCACAUUGGCCCAAUCAGGAACAAGAGGGCACAGAUCAUCCAGUCAGCUUCAAAAUACAACAGGAUGCAUGGACGCCAGGUUGUUAAUCUCAUUAAAUUAACAUUAUGUUUCGGGCGAGCAGAUGGCUUAGUGGUAUAAGGCGCCUCCCAUGUACGCGGCGGCCAGGUUCAAAUCCAGCCUGUGGCCCUUUGCCCUGCUCUCUUCCCGCUUUCCGACUCUAUCCAAAAAAGGCCCAAAAGUAAAUCUUUGAAAAAUUAACAUUAUGCCCCAGCCAGUUGCACAAGCCACAGGUCAUCACAGAGGUAACAUAAGACGAUGGACAAAAACAUGUUUGGUUUUUUUUAUGUUUGGGUUUUUUGCCUUUAAGGACAUGCAUCAAACAUGUACCAAGAUAAGGAAUCAAUCCCACAACCGAGGCCCAGAAGAGCUUAUUUUUGAGUGUUAAAAACACCAAAGGUUGUUACUACGUCUUGUCUUUUUCUGUAAAGAAUGAGGUUGGAAUGGUGGGGCAAAGUUGUCAUCCACUAUCAGAGGAAGUAACAGAUGUAUUGGAGCAAGAUAGUCACAAAUUUUAACAUCAGAGCCAGCAGGAUGGAACAGCACUGCAUAGUUGUGAAGCCUGCAAUGUUUGUUUACACCUCACAUGCCUCCAUAACCCCGAAACACAAUUUAAAACCACACUCUGAGACACCAAUAUUACCUUGUUAUGGAUGCAGUGUGUCAGAACAAACCCAUAAUGACAGCAGAACUUUGUUACUACUCAUUUUGCAUUGCUUCAUAACCAUCAUGACUUUACUACAAGGUUAAAAGUUCACAGAAAGGCAGGAACACGCACAUCCACACCAAGCAGAGCAGGGGCAGAGUCGAAGAGAGCAAAAUGAAGAAAACAAAAAACAGCUUGAACACUCCAGGGCUCCGAAUUAUCAAGCGCAGCAAAGUGACAUUUUAGGCACUGAGACUCCUCAGUGAUGCAGCGCCACAUUAGUCCUGGAGCUUAUUUGAUUAAUUCACUUAUUAAUCAGUUCAGAAACAAACUCACUAUGAGUUAGCAUCAAAGAGCCACGUGUAACACUACGCCAUGUGCCCCUCUAGCUUCAUUUUACUUUAAAUGCUAUGGGAUUUCUCUUUCAUUUUGCUCCAGUGAUUGUUGUUAAUUUCAUUCAGUAAUCCUGACAGAGGGAGAAAAACUCUAACAGACCACGACUGCUUUACAGAGGUUGAAAAGUAUGCUGACAGUUCUUUCUGGAUGAACCAAAUAAGUUAAAACAGCUUAAAGUAUUUAUAUAGUGCUCUCUCUAAACUUGUUUGUGGUUUUCCCAAAGGUUAACACUUUCAAGAUGAUUUUCAAUUCAUAAUUGGUGCAGAAAUCUUACUAAAUUUGUGUAAUAUUUGAGCUUGAGCAGCAUUUACACAGAAUGACCAAAAGACUUCUGAGGACUUUCUAAGUGGUUAUAAAACGUAUUGAAAUUGAUACUGAUGUCUCAUUGUGACCUUAAGAAACAAACCAGGCCAUCAGCAAUAAGACUGAUCAUUUCUAAAUCGCCUAGUUAUUUUUAAGAGCUGCACACCCAGCUGUGAGGUAGGUGUAAGGUGAGACAACUAACAGCAUACUGCAGGAACAGGUUUCUAUUCAAAGUGAGGAAUACCUUCUACUGUUAAAAGACAUCAGGAUGAGAUUGCUGUCAAAAACCCCUGCUGAUGUUGGCCGCACACUACGUGAUUUUAAGUCUGACUUUAGGAUUGAGAGACCUCUAUGAUGGAGAUUUGGGCCCAUCUGUUGUAGACCUUCACAAUGGGGCGACCUCGACAGUGGAGUAGGAAGUGACCUAGUAACCCUUGUUGGGGUUUUCCUUAGUUUAUGGUGUUAUUUUUAAUCUUAUCCUCCUUUGCCUGAGCCUUACCCUAAAUUUUAGGGUUCGGGUGCCUAACCCUAACCCUCUUUGGGUUUUUCUUAUUUUGUGGUGUUUUAUCAUUUAUUUUGUCUCCUUAACCCUUACCUUUAGGGUUUAGGGGCCUAAUCCUAACCCUGUUUGGGUUUUUCCUUAGUUUCUGGUGUGUUAUUAUUUAUUUUAUCCCUCUGACCUUAACCUUUAGGGGAACUCUAACCUUUAAGAUUUGGGUGUUUAACCCUAACUGUCUUUGUGUUCAUCUUAGUUUUGUGGCAUGUGAAAUUUAAAUUGAUCCCUCUCAUUUUAUUUUUGAUUUUUGUUCAUAAAAUUCUGCUGUUGUGAAAAAUAGACAUUUACCGUAACCUCCGACAGCGAGCAGAAAGGCUUUUGGCCUGGGUAAUGUACAUCACCUCUCGCCCCAUGGUUGAGGUCAUCCCAUUGUAGAGGUCUGCAGCAGAACACCCCACUCUAGAUGUCUACAGCCAGAUCUUGCUAAUUUGAGGCUCAUCACAAAUGUUAUUUGUUCAAAUUAUACUGUAUUUGUCUGUCAAUCCAAACAUUAUGAAGAAUGGUUUAUUAAUGUGAUGCCAGUGUAACCCCAGUUACUCACUGGGUUGAUGAAGCCAUUUCUCAACACUCCUCUUUUUGAAUCAGUCAUGGUAGUGCUUCUGCAACGAUGGUUCUCACCUCGUCAGGCCUCAGAUCCAACUGUCAACCCCUCAAUGAGAAUUAGCAACCUAAAAUUAUGAAAUGUUUCGAUCAAUCAGAUUUUUUAAAUGAUACAGAGUACAGUUUGGAAUGUGAAAAACAAAGAAACUGGACACAACAAGCAUGUUUUAAAUAGUAUCAUUGACUUUUUUGCACAUUUUUUCUCCAGGGCACACCUUCAAGACCCACUGAAAAGCAACAGGUCACUGACUUAGAAGUUGAGUAGAAAAUUCAGUUAAAAUGUAAAUUUAAAAAAUCUACACUUAAAAGCAAACUGAAGAAGUAAAUUGAAAGUAAUUUAAAGCCUGAUAGCAGGUGAGAUAUUGUCUAUUGUCUAUUGUCUUUUCCUCUGCUCAGAGUCGGUUUUAUGGAUGUCAGCAUAAAAGUGGAAAUGCUAAAAAGCCCAAAGUACUGAAAAACUGAGUCCUACUGCAGUCUUCGUGAUAUUAUGACAGACAUAUGACAGGAAUUCUGAUGACAUGAAAGCAGAAAUGGUCUCUCUUAUUCCCUGGAGAGAUUUGCUGUUCUCUCUGUGCAGAAAGACAGAAUAAAGAGCAGCGACUGUGGGCUGGAGAUCGACAGCUCAAGGUCAAAAAUCAGAGCUCGCUUGAUGUGUGGCCUAGUUGAAGAGGCAGAGCCACUCUAGUUGACUCUAAUUCACCAGGAAGGACAGAGCAUUUGUAGUCAUUUUAGCCACAGUAGCAUUGUGCCUGAGUGUUUGUCUGAACAAGUCGUUUAUCUUAAUUAGUUUGCGAGCGCUCCUGAAGUAAAUCUCCAUCCUGCCUGGCAGCGCGCUGGCGGCGGCUGACCUCGUCCUGUUGCUCGACUUAAAGAAACACUUUGAUGCAGAGAGGAGUCGUUUGGGGGAAACUGGUGCGUUCAUAGUGUGGAUUAAGGAAGUGACAUGGGUAGCGUUAAUAGGCGAUUUUCAGAGGAGCUCAGGCGCAGAGGCUGCUUUUGAUGAGUGUGUGUUUAAGUGUGUGUGGACUUGAACGCUGCAGCUUCUCCGUACCCUUCAGCGGUGUAAUCUCCCACAGGGCCUCUCCUCCUCUCUGCUCAACUAUUCACCGCUCAUCAUUAGGAUGGACUCCGUGUCACUCCUCACUUCAGCGCUUCCCUCUCUGCUUUCUUAAGGCUAAAGGGGGUUUGUGAACAAAGCCUCACUUGGCCUCCCCUUCUUCUUCUCUCCUCCACCCCUCCCUUUCUCUUUCCCUUUUUUUCCACUCUUCUUCCUCUGUCAAAUCACUUCGCUCCUCGCCCACUUGGGCUGUCUCUACCGUCCUGCAGGGCACUGAAGGUUUUCCUAUUUUUCGUUUUUUCUCUUCCUUCAGUCAUCCUGUGCCCGGGAGGCGUGGAAAUAAAAAGGGAAACAACACCAGCAACAAGAAAUAUCCAGCAAAAAGAGUAUUGAGUAGACACAAAGCAUAUAAGACAAUAGGAUGAUCAGGGAGGAAGAAAACCUUUAAAAAUAAGACCUAAAAUGCUCAUUUCAACCAGUUGAUCUCAAACCUAUUUAGCAUCAAGAACAGGCUAAUCCCAAUCUUUAUUAUUGUAAAAAGAAAUCAUCAAAAAGUGCCAAUGGAUGUUCAGAUCAAAUGUAAAUGCCAUUAUCAGUGAGUAUUUUACAACCUGCCAAUAUUUGAUUGCGCUCUUUUAAACCCUCUGACUUUUUUGUUCAGUCUUUGUGCAAUGAAGAUGAUGUAUCACUGUGCCUGAAGACAGAACUUAAAACCACAUAGGCUUUCUUGGCAAGGGCAUGCACAAGUUUUUCCCUGAAGUAGAAAAUUUCACCUCUCAUAGAGGCUAUUUCAGUCAGGACCACUUUGUCAAGAAACCCCCAUGAUUUGCAGCUAUGAAUAUUUCUUUAUUAGCAGUUAUUAAUUAGCAUCUAUUACUGUUAUUUGUAUUUGGCAUUGUGGCUGAACCAGCACACGUUCCUGCUCUUCCCUGCCAAUAAGGAAAGCAUAAGGAGAGAAGCCACAAAAUCUCCAGAGCAGAGCAGGCAUCAAUGACGACAGAAACACACUGAGUAAGUCAGAAAGAGAAUAAAGGAGGAGCUGGGGUGGAGGAGGGUAACAAUAGCAGCUCGUAGAGGGGGUGGCAGAGCAUAGCCAGGCAAGAGCCGUUUAAAUAAGGCAGAAUGAUAGCAAUUAACCAAUGGCAUGCUUAGAGCACAUCAGCUGGUCAUCAGCUGAUGAGGUCUUGCAGAGAUCAGCUGAUCUCUGUGAUAUGGCAGCGCUUGACUCUGUGGCCUGCCUGAACUAAUGCUAUGCUAGAUGCUUAAGCUGUGUCUUGUCCAAGUCUGCAUUGACUCUCUAAAAGACUAAGGUGGGCUGAAAAACUGGCACCAAGUUUGAUCUGAACACAUCAUUAAUCUAUAUCUCAGUAUCCAGCCUUCAUCUUUCUACUAAGAUCUAAAUCAGGAAAUUAACUUUCUAUAGACACAUUUAAAAAUAUAUGAGAAUUGUAAUAGAUUAAGUUGCAUUAAACAUAAAGCUGUUUUUUUCUGUCUAUCACCAUGAAAAAAAUCUGCUCAUAUUUAGAUUUUCCUUUUUCCAUUUAAACCAAAAAUCAUAACUAGUAGUUGCACUUCUGACUAGAAGUUUGGGCAGGAGAUUGAAGAGUUACACAGUCACUUCAACGCACAAGUAUGUAGCGAUCAUGACAGCAGAGGCCACUGCAGUUUAGAUUUGAUGUAGAACUAUAAAUCACACCAAAGUUGCUGUGGUGACUUUAGAGAGCACAAUGUGUUGGUCAUUUCCAGUUCCAAAGAAGGCAUCUUACUCUCUAAAAUCAGGUCCACUGUUAUGUCAAACCUUUAUGCACUGUUGUUGGAUACUUAGCUUAAAUAUGAGUCUGUAAAUGUUUAAAAAAAAAAAAAAAAAAACACAAGAACUUUAGGAGAAAGGUCUGACAGCAGACCAUACAUCUCUGUUGGCCACGCUCACAGACUGUUCAUCUGAGAUACCGUCUAUGUCAGAAAGGAAGUGCCAUGUAGUUCACUCUAACGGCGUAUCGUCAAACCAGCUUUAUUCAUAAACGAAGUCUGGUAGUUUCAUUCAUGAAAUAACCACGUUGCAAACAUUACAGACUAAGAAACAUUUUAUAAAUGAAACUGAGAGGUUCCAUCUAGAAUUAAAUUUUGUAAAAGACCCGCUUUAGGAGUAAUAACACAAGCGGUGGCUCGCUGUAGCUUUGUUAGAUUUAGCUACAGCUCAUAUAGCUACCCUAACUACAUGAUUAGUUAGCUGUAGCAACAUGAGCUUUAGCAAACAUGGCUAAAGCUCAUGUAGCUAUGUAGAUAACAUAUCUAUGUAGCUUCUACAGUUGCUUUGUGAGCUUAACUUUAGCAACAUUGCCACAUUAGCUAUGUAGCUAUGUUACCUUCAGUAAUGUGAGCUUUAACAAACAUAGCCAACGCUAACUUACCUAGAUAGAUACAUUUCUGCUUUGUGUGCUUAGCUUUAGCUGCGUAAGCUACGUAGCUAUGUUAUCUUCGUAAUUAAUGGAGUUAUGAAGCUAUGCUUGCUGUGUUAGUGUUUUAUGAGCUAUUUUCCUGUAAGCAGACUGUUCACUCAGUUUAGCAAAAAUUUUGAAAUCAGGUUUUGCAGGCCAAGUUUUCAACAUUCCCUAAAAGUUUAAUCCAAUUUUAUUUCAACAUUUUUAGCGUGUAUUUCCAUUCAGAGAUAUACAGCAUCUCAGAUGAUGGUGUGUGAGAGUGGCAGUCAGAGAUGAACUGUCUGCUGCCAGACUGUCUUGAACUGUAGCGGGCAUUGCUUGUCCAGGUGCAUUGGCCUUGACAGAAUAUAUUGCAGCCAUUACAGCCUGUAAUGGCCAGCUUUUUUUGUUGCUGUGGCGAUCUAGACCUCAAGUAAUCUAAAAUAUAGUGCCAGAGUGAGGGAUGCACGAAAUUUAGAACAGGUAUAGGGCAGUGGGAUUGUUUUAUUUCAAGACUGUAUAGAAAAAUGUCUCUUUGUUCAUGAUUUGGCUGAAUGUUGUGCUUUGUAUGGCUCUUUGGCAUCAAUAAAUACACUCAUAGUUCUUAUUAGUUGAGUCAAUUCAAGGUUUUUUAUGUUAACUAUGACCUAAAUAUGGAACACCACCAGACUGACUCUUAAAUUAUUUGUUUUGUUCAGCUAUGAUUACUUUUCCUUCUCCAUUAUUCACUUUAACACUAGUUUAAUAAUCAAAUUAUCCCCCUAGCCGUUCCCAAUUACCCAUUUUCUAAUAGGCAUGAAAGAAUGACUAUUGUAAUUGUUAACACUAGGAGAGGUGUGCCAUUGUCUUCUGCCCUACUCUGUUCUGUGCAGUUUAAUAUGAGAUUUUUGUUCUAUACCUACACAAGAACCACAUUAUUAUGCCCGUCAUUGUUAGCCAAAGGUAACACAUUCCAUUAUCUUCUCAAUAAUUUAUUUCUGUUGCUUAGAGAAAAAUAUGUAUGCACACACCUUUCAUUCAAUAAGUGCCUUAUUUUGUAUUAAGUUUAUAUUUUGCAUUUUUGUGAUUACAUUCCAUAGAUAUACUGUAAUAUCCUGAUGAAGACUAAAGGGAACUUCAUUGUUGUAAUACUAUUUUUGUGCAAAUGUAUUCUGUAUAAAUGCAGAUGAUGUAUUCCAUGAUGUUCAGUAAGGAAAAUAUGUCAUUAAUCGUUUUAUUAAUAAAUUUAUUUGCUUCAA